UGUUUAAACGUCGUUGUCAUAUGACCUAACCGCGCGUGUGCUCUUGUGUUGGUGUUGGGGACACUUGAAAGGUUUCCAGAACAGCACAUUGAACGCUUCGACUAAAGAGGGCACACAACGGCACAUAGCGGUUCCUUUUGCCGCAAAUCUAGCUCCUUGUUUUGUCACCUUUCGUUCCACAAUCUGUUAAGCAGGUUUCAUGUAACAAGACGCCGACGAUGCGGACCCAAUUCUUGUGCGCCGUGCUUUUGUUUGUCUUGCAAGAAGUGAAAGCCACGCCCCUUCAUGCCGUGCCAGACUUUGGACAGUCGUAUCACGUGAAAGGUGUUAUAUCCCUCCCUUAUGCUGAGAUAAAGGAGCCAUUUGAGGCCUGGUUUGAUGGCAAGGGGAGCAGGAGCAGAGUGGACUAUUAUCAUGGUCAAGUGUCUACUUUCCAGCUGGGCUCGGAGAAGCCUGCGGGAGCCGAGUAUAAGGUGACCCCUGUCACCACGGAGACGGAGAUGAACGUCAUGAAGUGCUUCCAGGUCAAUGGCACCAAGGAGGAGCCAGUCUCGCCACAGGGGGCGCUGCCAGACACCACAGGAUUCCAGUACUCUAGGAUGGAGUACUAUGGCGGCAUCCUGUGCGAGGUGUGGGAGAACGUCACCCAGGUGGGCCCCAAGCAGAACACCUACAGCCUGUGGGUGACCCGCCCAGAGGGCGGAGCCACGCCUCCCACCCCCGUCCACUACGAGAUGAUUGGCUACAACACCCUGCUCGGCUCUCACUACGAUAAGUACCUCCUGGACUACACUGACUUCAGCUCCACCACGCAGGAUAAAGACUUUGUGCUGCCCGACGGCAUGACCUGCGGCCCAUUUCCUGGUCCGGGACUAGAGCAUCACCUGUUGGCCAAUCCCAUUCGAGAUCUGGUCCACACGUCUCCAGUGGGCCACGCCCACCGCCUGUUCGGCCACUACAAGGAGAAGUUCUCCCGUAGCUACAAAGACGCCAAGGAGCACGAAGAACGAGAGCACAGAUUUGUCCACAACAUUCGGUAUGUGCAUUCUAAGAACAGGCAGGGUUUGUCCUAUACCCUCGCUGUCAAUCACCUGGCGGAUCGCUCCGAUGCUGAGCUGUCCAUGCUGAGGGGCCGCCGGCGUCGCUUCCACCACACGCCAAACAAGGGGCUGCCCUUCCCAGAGUCCCUACGCGGCGUCACCCCACCUGACUCACUGGACUGGAGACUCUACGGUGCUGUCACUCCAGUAAAGGAUCAGGCCAUCUGUGGGUCAUGCUGGAGCUUUGCCACCGCAGGCUCCCUGGAGGGAGCUCUCUUCCUCAAGACGGGCGUUCAGCAGGUGCUGUCGGAGCAGAUGCUGGUGGACUGCACCUGGGGCUUCGGGAAUAACGGCUGCGACGGCGGCGAGGAGUGGAGGGCCUACGAGUGGCUCAUGAAGCAUGGCGGCAUCAGCACCACGACUGACUACGGAGCAUACACCGGCAUGAACGGCUUAUGCCAUUACAACACCUCCAAGUUGACGGCUCAUGUGAAGAGCUACACCAACGUGACCAGCGGUGACACACAGGCCCUGAAGGUGGCGCUGUUUAAAAACGGCCCCAAUGCCGUCAGCAUCGACGCAGCACAUAAGAGCUUCACUUUCUACAGCCACGGAGUCUACUACGAACCCGCUUGCAAGAGCGGGGCUGAUGACCUGGACCAUGCGGUGCUGGCGGUGGGCUAUGGCGUGCUGAACAACCAGUCCUAUUGGCUGGUGAAGAACAGCUGGUCCAGUUACUGGGGCAACAGCGGCUUCAUCCUCAUGUCCAUGAAGGACAACAACUGCGGAGUGGCAACUGACGCCACCUAUGUUACCUUGGCAUAAAGAGACUGAGCCUACGCUUUUAUGCUGACGAUCAAAACGAAAGACGUAAAAAUUGCAUCUCAAUGUUCUAUUUCGUUGUCUUUUUUAUGUCUUUUUACACGAGGACGAUUGCGGGUUUAAACGACUGCAUAUUUUAUCUGAAGCGUCUUUCAUUCACAUGGCAGAAAGACAAAAAUUAGGGUGUCAAAUGUUCAAGGUCUGCUCUUUUUGAGUGCAUUUCUAGUUGUGUCUUCAACCCCGACGGUGGGGUUGCCGUGUAAAGGAAAGGCACUUCUGAUCAAAUAUUUUGCCAUUUUCCCUCGCAAUUGUCCUUGUAUAAAUGGCCCCUGAUUUUCCCACUACCAUGUGGACAUCACACACACACAUACAAACAAUACACACCCAGGCUCACACACUGUUGCAAUCAAGAGGAUUCUGUAAUGAUUUUACUUUUACUUUUGGCUGUUAUGGUCAAAUUGAAGCGGGUAAUAAGAUUUGUUUGUUUUAAAAUGAGUAAAAGUCUUUUUUAUAAAAACUGUA
Messenger RNA from Engraulis encrasicolus (European anchovy), 2384 nucleotides. RefSeq lists its product as uncharacterized. The record is from RefSeq and is a predicted model, not a curated record. Gene Ontology annotation, biological process: positive regulation of peptidase activity; positive regulation of apoptotic signaling pathway; immune response. Gene Ontology annotation, cellular component: lysosome. NCBI's taxonomy places the organism in Eukaryota, Metazoa, Chordata, Actinopteri, Clupeiformes, Engraulidae. The transcript has 11 exons. Gene Ontology annotation, molecular function: cysteine-type endopeptidase activity; cysteine-type endopeptidase activator activity involved in apoptotic process. Bases 219 to 1865 code for a protein of 548 amino acids.